Myxocyprinus asiaticus (Chinese sucker) is the source of this 13646-nucleotide messenger RNA. It is a transcript of the gene iglon5, whose product is annotated as IgLON family member 5. The record is from RefSeq and is a predicted model, not a curated record. The transcript has 8 exons. Bases 377 to 1378 code for a protein of 333 amino acids. Gene Ontology annotation, cellular component: cell-cell junction. Gene Ontology annotation, biological process: cell-cell adhesion. Lineage: Eukaryota; Metazoa; Chordata; Actinopteri; Cypriniformes; Catostomidae. Gene Ontology annotation, molecular function: cell adhesion molecule binding.
ACCAGAACAUCCCUCAAAAACCUCCACAACACUCUUUAUCAUCUUAGCUGAAGUCUUUUCCUCUUCUUUGGAUUGCUUUGUCUUGAAUCUAAAUUCUGAGUGGGAAAAUACUAGUAUUUUUAUUUAUUUAUUUUUUUUGCGUGAAGGAAUUAUUUAUGUGUCCUUUGGCACUCCAAACGCCAACAGAUUGUGUUCGGUCUCAUCGCCAAGGGUCACUUGGGAGAAUCGGUUCACUUUUGACUCACUUGGAAGAUUGUGGACUGCGGACGUUUAAUUGAAAAGGAUAAAAAGGGCGAACGACUGUUUAUGCGUUUAAUCUUCUUAAAAAAGAUCACAACGGGCUGUUGCUGCAAGGACAGUGAUUGAAACUCGAAACAUGAGUUGCGCAAUGUUGCGACACGCACUCGCCGCUUGGUUGUUGGCAUUGCUGUGGCAAGGGCCCAGCAGCGCUCAGGCAACCGAGUUCAGCCAUGUGCCUGACAACAUUACCGUGCUGGAAGGAGAAAGCGUCGUUUUGAGAUGCAAGAUAGAUGAGGAGGUCACACAUAAGGCGUGGUUGAACCGAUCCAACAUCUUAUUUACGGGCACAGAUAAGUGGUCCCUAGACACCCGUGUAUCUCUGGUGAACAACAACAACAGUGAAUUCUCCAUUAAGAUUGAGAGAGUGAUGGUGGCGGAUGAGGGACCCUACACGUGCAGUUUCCAAGCCAGAAACCAGCCGCGUACAUCCCACGUCUACCUCAUCGUCCACGUGCCAGCCCGGAUAGUGAACAUCUCGCAGGAUAAAUCAGUAAAUGAAGGUGAUGAUGUGAACCUGUUUUGCCUGGCCGUGGGCAGACCGGAGCCAACCGUGUCCUGGAAGGACUUUAAAUACGGUCUCAUGAGCGAAGGGGAAUUUCUGGACAUCACAGAAAUCAAACGGCAUCAAGCAGAGGAAUUUGAAUGUGUCACCAACAACAACGUUGCGCCACCAGACACUCGUCGAGUCAAAGUCACGGUCAACUAUCCACCAAUAAUUACAGAUGUGAAAAACAUGCCCGCACAGCUGGGGAAAACUGCCAUUUUACGUUGUGAAGCAAUGGCUGUGCCCACUGCGUCCUUCGAAUGGUACCGGGAUGACCGACGGCCGGUAGAGAGUGAUAACUCACUAAAGAUUAAAAACGAGAAAACACGCUCCCUGCUGCUUUUCACCAAUGUCACAGAAAAACACUUUGGCAACUACACCUGUUUCGCCUCCAACCGUCUUGGGGCUUCCAACGCUAGCAUGCUACUCUUCAGGCCCGGGGCAGUGUAUGGUGGAGGGGUGUCUCUGCACGCCCGUUUAUCAGGAGUCGCCCUCUGGUUCUGCCUCUCCGUUUCUGUUCUGAUGAAGGUCUAAAACUUCCCCACCUCGGAAGGAGUCUUUAAAUACGAACCCAUCACUGUGAACAAAACGAAAUUAUGCAUUAAUCCAGGAGCCAUCGCUACAUCACCUUGGUCACACCUUCUCGUCCUAUUUCCUCUCUUAUUCACGCCCGAUCGCAUAUCACUGCUUCAUACCCCCUGCUGUGUUCAACGCUGGUCACCUUUUAACGUCCAAACCUGAUGUGUGAUGCAAAUGAUUUGAACGACAAGUAUAUAUCUGAGUAAUGUGUGAAAAGUGUGAAACGGCUCAUGUCUUGAUGUGCGUGCUGGACAUGCUGUUGUUGUUUGUGGGUUGUAAAUCUGUGAAUGUAACGGUGUUGACAGUGAUGGUUACAGUGCUCAAGAUCAGGUGACCCUCUAGAAGAGGUUCGUGGCAGUUCACCAGCGGGCCUAUUGGCCGUUGAAUCUCGGAUCUGAAUGCAGAGAUCUGAAUGAAUGGUAGUGCAUUCUGACAUACGUAGCUACUAUGAAUAAUGUCAAACCACAUACUUUCUAGCAAGGGUUAGAGGAAUGGGCAUCCAUCUUGGCGCCUUGUUUGCUUCAUUUUGGGGUCUUGACCAAAUGCAAACAUCUGACUCUUGUCCAGCCCUCAUUCUAUCCUCAGUCUGUCUAGUGGUUCAUCAAACAGAGCGUCGGUCCUUCACCCUCAGUGUAAAUAUUUAUGCAGUGUAGACGCCCCUCAUUCCAGUGAUUAAAAACAUUUCCCAUCAGCCUGUUUCAGCCUUUUUGGCUUGGAGGAUAUUGCUGCUUUCAAGUCACGUUAGAAUGAUCGUAUUUAUGAGAUGAGCGCUCAUACACCAUCACAAUGUUGUAAUUUCCAGUAGGAAACUUGGAAUUUUAACCCAGGACUUUGCGACUUGGGGGCAUGUCAAUAAAAGAAUCAUUGUGGAAACGAAUUGGUGAAUAUACAUGAACGUCACCAUAAUGUUGUAAUUACCACUUCGAAAACACUGGAUUUUCCUUAAGCCCCAACUUUCACGAGUUGGGGGCAUGUCAAUUAACUAAUCAUUUCGGAAACGAAUUAGUGAACGCACAUAAGGGCACCAUAAUGUCAUAAUUACCACUUCGGAAACAUUGGAUCCUCUUUAAAAUGCAACUUUACGAGUUGAGGGCAUGUACUGUAAAUGAAAUAAUAGUUGUGAAAACUAUUUGGUGAAUGCACACUUUGGAAACUUUUAAUUAUAUUUAAGCCUUAACUUUCUGAGUUGGGGUCAAUGUCAAUUAACUGAACGCCACCACAAUACCAUAAACACCAGUUGGUAUCUCUGUAUAUUAAACCAAAACUUACCAUGUUGGGGGCAAGUCAAUUAAAAAAUUAUUGCAGAAGCGAAUCGGCAUUGAUCGUAUGAAUUUAUUGUAAUUGUGAAUGUUGACUAUACAGUUUAGUUUGUGUGCAUUGUGUGUGCUGUUAAUUAAGAACAGCGUGUUAAAGUAGCCAGAAAUACAACACAUUUUACUGGUUUAUGAGACAAUAUAAUGCAUAAAUCGCAAACCUAAUGCACAUUUUUUGCUCUUUAUUUUGUUGCACUAUUGCUAAAAAAAGCUUCCUUUUUUUGUCAGGAAGUAAAAAAAAAAAAUAGCUCAAUUCAUAUAUUUCAUUCCAAUCAUCACAUCAAACUCUUAAGUAUGAAGUUUCCAAGAGGACUUGAAAGCAGCAAAACUUUCUGGUGUCUCCUGCCCUGAAGCAAAUCAUCAACUUGUUGCUUGUGGAUAGCAUGUACCGGUUAGAAAUGUCCCUCUUGUGACCUCACUUCCUGCACCGACCCCUGUUUUAACCCCUGCACUGUGUACAUUUUAAUCUGCAAGGUUAACUGUAUUACUUUUUUGGUGUUAAUAAUGAUGAUAAUAAUAAUGAUGAUGAUGAUGAUGACAAUGUUAAUAAGUAUUUAAAUUAAUAUGAUAGUAAUUCCAUGUGAGAAAAAAAACGACAGAGCUGAUCGCAAGCCGUGUGUGAAAAUAUUUUGUACUAAAAUCACAUUCAUUGACAACAAAAGUUUUUCAAGUGAUGUGCUCUGUUUUUCCAUGAUUAACUUUUAAAAAAUGGAAGUGAUUUGAGUCGACCUGUCCAUAUGCUUCAUUUUUCCGCAAGCCUUUCAAAGUACACUCUUUUGACCGCACUUGACAUAAUCGCUAUGAUUGCUAUGUGAUACUCUUUAGGACAGUUAAAGGUAGGGGAAUGUGCCAACGAUGCGUAUUGACUGUCCGUGUAUCUAGAAAAUCUAGGCUGCACACAGACAGUCUGUGUGUGCUGUGCCGAUGACGAAUUUUGCGUCACAGUACGCGGAAAACUGAAGUAUACUUUGGCCUUAAAAAUAGAAAUCCAAGAAAUGUAAGAGCGCUUACACACUAGAGAAAGUUAUGGUGGAGCGUUGGAUGGAUAGAAAUGCAUAAGAUCCGUUUUGAGGGUGUGGAAAAACCGGUUAGUUUGAAAUCAAGUGGGAAUACCGUGUAUUGGAUUUCCAGAAACACAACUGGACCCGCCUGUCUGAAGGUCUCAUUGGUCAAUGGAUGCUUACAUCAGAGGGCGUUGCAGCAAAAGUUUUGGUUGCAUGAUGGAGCAUCGCUUUCACGAACACUUGCAUUUUUCCUCUAUGUCUUUGCGACACACUAUCCCUGUUGAAAUCAGUGGUUUAGCCACAUUCUCUGACACAGUGUAAACUCUAGUGUGUAUGCGCCCAAUAUAAUUUAAAAUGCGUAUGUAUCCAUGCUGUUUAUGACUGUAAUGUAUUCUGCCAUAAUGAUGUAACACUCAUUUCUGGUUCGGUGACCAAACCCAAAAUAUUCUGCAAUUACAUGCCAACAUCUUGGUCUUAUGCUGCGUUCCAUUCCAAGUUGGAUAUUUGUACUUAUGGUUGGAACUAAAUUAAAAAGGCAUUCACAAUGCGCAGAAGAUGAUGCCUCAUAAGGAAACAAAACGGUCGGCAACACUACUGUUAGCUUUGCAGGUGUUGGAUCAUCAACGAAGAAACCAAAUUGCAAUGCUACUCAAUGCUAGCUGCAGUUGUAAGCAAAACAUAGGAACAUUUACCAUCUUUUACACACAGAAACGUUUGCUCAACAGGGUUUUUAUAAAUCUCGUAAAGUAGGAACGCUGAUUUAGCGAUCUCUCUGAGUGCCACCAUGUUCGCUUGACAUCAUACACCCAAAAAUCUAAAUUGCAGUUGCUUAUUUCCGCACUAGUUUUCGACUUAAAGUGCUGUUCUGUUGAAAGAUGGAAAUUCUAACUUUCCGAGUGAAUGGAACACAGCAUUAGAGUCUGUGAGCAGCCCUUUUUUUUGUCAAAAGAGAAUCAGAUUAGCGGGAAAUAAAGAUGUAAUUAGCCUGCAACUGUGACUCGCUAGCGGACCAUCAUAUUUUCUCUGUCCCCCAUCUGGUGAGCGGCAGAGCUCAUAAAUCAAGCUCAGUCCUGGCGCUGACAGAUCCCUCUUCAAGGACAGCUGUGCCUUUGACUCGAGUCUUAAGCCCGAUGUGGAGUCCAAUCCCCGACAGGCUAAUUAACCUCCACUUAAGAGCACACAGUAAAGAGGCUUUGACGUAACGCAGCAGUGUGCAUCUUAACGCACUGUGGCUGCUGUGGUUUAUGCAUCUGUUCACAAUGACCCUGCAUGAGUGCAUCAUUUCUGACCGUUAUGUUUCUAAUGCUAAUGCUGUACAUACUAUAACACGAUAAUGUAUAGUUGCUGUGUCUCAUUAUUUAAUUUCAACCAGCAAUAACACCAAAAUAAAAUUUAAACCUAGUUAAAGUCCAAUUUACAAAGUCUAACGGGCACUAUGCCAUUAUUACAAAGCUAAAUGAAUCUACAAAAUGCAGUGUAUUUGUACAAUGUGCCCGGAUAAUAGGAGAUUUUACGCACUGCAAGACACAUAUUACAAAUCAUAGUUUGAAUGCAAUAAUUUUGCUUUAGAAAACUUCUCCUCCGGUUGUCCUGUUCAAUUGCUCUCCGAUGUACAAAAAUCACAUACUGUUUAGUAGCAAGUACAGCAUGUUCAAAAUUUUGUCCAGAAGUACAUACAUUAGUACAUUGGCCCCAAAAAGUAUUUAGACACUUAAGGCAAACUUGAAAAUGUGUAGAUGUCUUCGCAAUAAAUACAAUAUCAAACCAAGAGACCCUCGUGCAAAACAUUUCACAAAAAAUGUGUUGGGAUGUUAAAUGAUAAAAACAAUAGAUACAUAGUAAUCAAAUGAAGAAAAUAGGCAUCUGAACACUUUGAAAAACCAAAGUAUACUUUGACCUUAAAAAAGAGAAAUUGAGGAAAUAUAAGAGCACUUACACACUAGAGAAAACUAUGGUGGAGUGUUGGACGAAUAGAAGUGCAUGAGAAAUACAGCACAAACUCUUCGUGCAAAACAUUUCACGAAAAAAUGUGUUAGGUUUUUAAAUUAUAAAACAAUAGAUACAUAGUAAUCAAAUGUAGAAAAUAGGCAUUUGAACACUUCGGAAAACCUUGGCCUUAAAAAGAGCAAUCACGGACAUACAUUCAUAGUAAUCAAAUGAAAAAAAAUAGGCAUUUGAAUACUUUGAAAACACUUGAUUAAAAGUCGAAGUAGAAAACAAAUGGCUCAGAAAAGUUACGAUAGUUCUGAGAAAAGCUUGAGCAUGACACUCUAAUGCAAUGACAUUCAUGCAUUUUUAGUUGCGACUCGUGUCCAUAUAGUUUUGGUACAUAUAUGGAUUAUAUUUUAAGCACAAAUGCAGGUAAGGGGGUCUCUUCAACUUUUGAUCUCGCUUUUUAUCUAGUCAUAUUCAUGUUAGCAUCACCAGUCCAUCUCUGUGUACAUGUGUUCUCAACAAAUAUAAGAAAACAAAAACAAAAACAAAAUGUGUAUGAAAUGUCGUCGCAAUUCUCGAUGUGGGUAUAAAGCAUGUAAAUGUUUGUUUUGGGUGGAGAUUUGUUGGAUGUCUGAAUAUUGAUGUGAUGUGAUGGAGCACUGUUGGUGUGUUAUGGGAUGGGAUCAUUCUCCCCUCAUGAUUCCCGCUCCAAGAUUCAGACUGAGAGGGGACUGAGCUAGAGGUCUGGUGUGGAGGAGGGACGGGGUUUUGGGACACCUGGACUUGAGCAGGUUUUAAAUGGUUUCUGUGAUUAGAGACGGAGCUCUCAGCGAAGGGUAGACGGAAUGAACUGGGAUGAAAUUUGUAUGGGACAAUAACAAAGACUUAAAAGAAAAUACUGCAGAUCUGAAUUAACAUAAAUCGAACAAAAAAUUAUGCUUAAAAUAUUUGCCAAUGGGUAAUAAAAAACAUUUACAGCACUUCAAGAUCUAUUAACUGAAAACAGCUCAUAAUAUCUUAAAUUAAUUUAUCUUGUUUUAAGGAUGUUUAGAUAUUUUUUACAGGAAAACGAGACAAACAUACUAAUUAAGAAAAUCAUUUUUUGAAUGGUGUAGGAAGGCAUUAAGAUGUGUCUGAAUCCAAUGUUGGCAUAACAUCCUGUCAGCUAGGCAGAGGUAUUAUCGCUAAAAUAUUACAAAGGCGAUAACCUAGUAAAAAUACGUUCUUUAAAUCAAAUAAUAAGAACUUGAGUUCUUGGAGGAGUGCAAAAGAAUAAAAACUAAGCCGAAAUUAUAAAUGUGCACUGCAAUACAAAACAAAAUGCUAUAAAAUUACAGAGAAAUGUUUUUGUAAUUUUAAUGUGUGUUAGAUGUUGCAAUUCAACCUUAGUAGGUACCUUCAUACAAAAGCGCUGUCUUUUAAGUCAUCGACUGACUCGGCAACAAGGCUUGGGAUGUGAAAAUGUCCUCAACUUCAUGAAAACAGCACAACAGUAAAUUUGAUGUUUUUUUCACAUGAAGCUCAAGCCUAUGAAUCUUAAAUCAAAUUCAAAGUGGAUGUGUCCCAGAUUAGAUCCCAUUAAAUGUGAACAAACCAACAGUGAAGUCCUGGGUCUUUAUAUAAUGUUAAUGCAGUAAGUGGGCCACUAGUGGGCGCUAACAAAUCACUCUGCAACAUCUCUGCUUCCUUAAACUACUUUUGAUUGGGCAUGAUAAAUCAUAUACAAGAGCACAAAAGUAUUUAUCCAUACCCUUUAAGCUAUCUGAGUAUAAUUAGUGCAAUAAAAAAAGAUAAUGAAAAGAAUGUUUGAUUAAGCUGUUUUUCCACCAGUUCUUUUUCAACAUCUCUUCAGUUGCUUUUGGUAUUGCAUGUGUUUUUUUCAGAAUGUCCAUAUUGCAUUAUUAAUGCAAUAGCCUACAUACAACUUAAAUAUGUACAGAGAGAAUUUACUUUUAAAAUGUCAGUGACUAUUGAUACUGUGUGUCUUGAAACAAUAUACUGACAGUUUGCAUGUAGAAAUAGAAAAUACAACGUGGGCAAAUGUUAGAUAGUCUGAACAUUGGUAGUCAAAAUCAGAUAUAGCUGACAAAUACAAUAUGAAUUAUAAGAUACAGAUCCUCAUUAUUGGUACGUAUCAGUUAUAUCACAAGAUUAUUUGCUGCCAAAUAUGGGAAAUGCAGUACAAUACGAGCAAUAGUUAACUUCAAAUGCCCAUGCCAUUGAACCAGAUGUGUUAUUUAGGUAGCUAGCUAUUAACUUGUUGACUUUACUUGUUCACCAAGAUUCUAUUCAACAAAUGGUGCCUUGAUCUCAUUGUAAAAGAAAAUCAAAUUAAUAAAAAAUAAAAAAAUGCUAAUUCUGACUUUAUAUGUCACUAUUUCUAAUAAUAUUGACUUUAUUUCACAUAAUUGCAACUUUAUAUCUCGCAAUUGGGACUUACUCGUAAUUGUUACUUUAUAUUUAGCAAUUACGACUUUAUUUCUCGUAAGUGUGACUUUAUUUCUCAUAAUUGUGACUUUAUAUCUCACAAUUGCUAAGUUAUAUUUCGCAAUUGUAACUCUCCCGUAAUUGUGACUUUAUUUCUCGUAAUUGCUACUUUAGAUCUCGCAAUUGCUGUUAUAUCUCGCAAUUACAACUUGUAAUUGUGACUAUAUGUAGCGAUUGCGACAAUUAAUUGUAUUUAUUAAUUUUAUUUUUUAUUUUUUUGUAAUUGUGACUUUCUCGUAAUUGCAACUUUAGAUCUAGCAAUUGUGACUUUCGUGUUAUUGUGACUUUAUAUGACUUAAUUUCUUAUAGUUACGACUAUAUUUCUCGUAGUUGUGACUUUCGUAAAUGCAACUUUAGAUCUUGUAACUGUUAAAUUAGAUCUCUCAACAGUGGGUUUUUUCUCGUAAUUGUGACUUUAGAUCUAGCAAUUGCUACAGUAUGUUAUAUCUCACAAUUGCGACUUUCUUGUAAUUGUGGCUUUUUCUUAUAAUUAAAUCUUUACUUCUCGUAGUUGUGACUUUCGUAAACGCAACUUUAGAUCUCUCAAUUGCUACAUUAUAUCUCGCAAUUGCGAUUUCUUUUUCUCGUAAUUGUGACUUUAUUCCUCAUAAUUGCGACUCUAUAUCUCAAAAUUGAUAUAUAUAUAUAUAUUGCAAUUGUGACUUCCCCGUAAUUGUGACUUUAUACAUAGCAAUUGCAACUAUUUCUUGUCAUUGUGAAUUUAUUCCUCAUAAUUGCGACUCUAUAUCUCAAAAUUGAUAUAUAUAUAUAUAUAUAUAUUGCAAUUGUGACUUCCCCGUAAUUGUGACUUUAUAUGUAGCAACUGCUAAUUUAUUUCCCGUAAUUGUGAUUUUAUUUAUUGUAAUUGUGCCUUUUUCUCAUAAUUGUGAAAUAAAAUUAUCGUAAAUGCAACUUUAGAUUUUGCAAUUGCUAUGUUAUAUCUCGCAAUUGUAACUUUAUUUCUUGUAAUUGCAACUUUAGAUCUAGCAAUUGCUAGGUUGUAUCUCGCAAUUGUGACUUUCUUGUAAUUGUGACUUUUAUAUGACUUUAUUUCUUAUAAUUACGACUUCUCAUAGUUGUGACAUUCGUAAAUGCAACUUUAGAUCUCGCAAUUGUUAAAUUAUAUCUCGCAAUUGUGUUUUUUUUCUCAUAAUUGUGACUAAUUAUGUUAUAUAUCGCAAUUGCGACUUUCUCGUAAUUGUGACUUUAUACAUAGCAAUUGCAACUAUUUCUUGUCAUUGUGAAUUUAUUCCUCAUAAUUGUGACUUUAUAUCUCACAAUUGCUAAGUUAUAUUACGCAAUUGUGACUCCUGUAAUUGUGACUUUAUAUGUAGCAAUUGUGAAUUUAUUUCUCGUAAUUGUGACUUGUAAUUGUGGCUAUAUGUAGCGAUUGCAACAACAAUUUUUUUUAUUAUUGUGACUAUUUCGUAAUUGUUUAUAUUAUAAUUCAACUUUAUAUCUCACAAUUGUUACAUUAUAUCUUGCAAUUGAAAUUUUUUCUUAUAAUUUUUACUUUAGAUCUAGCAAUUGCUAUGUUAUAUCUCUCAAUUGUGACUUGUAAUUGUGACUAUGUAGCAGUUGCAACUAUUUCUUAUUAUUGUUACUUUAUUUCUCGUGAUUGCAACUUCAGAUCUCGCAAUUGCGACUUGUACUUGUGACUAUAUGUUGCGAUUGCGCCAAAAAAAAAAAUUUGUCAUUGUGACUAUUUCUCGUAAUUGCAACUUUAGAUCUAGCAAUUGCUAGGUUAUAUCUCGCAAUUGUGACUCGUGUAAUUGUGACUUUAUAUGACUUAAUUUCUUAUAGUUACGACUUUAUUUCUCAUAGUUGUGACUUUCGUAAAUGCAACUUUAGAUCUUGUAAUUGUUAAAUUAGAUCUCUCAAUAGUGAUUUUUUCUUGUAAUUGUGACUUUAGAUCUAGCAAUUGCUACAGUAUGUUAUAUUUCACAAUUGCGACUUUCUUGUAAUUGUGACUUUAUAUGACUUUAUUUCUUAUAAUUAAAUCUUUACUUCUCAUAGUUGUGACUUUCGUAAAUGCAUCUUUAGAUCUCGCAAUUGUUACAUAUCUUGCAAUUGCAAUUUUUUUCUCGUAAUUUUUACUUAAGAUAAUUAAUUGUAUUUAUUUAUCACACAUUAGCACAUAUACAGUGGAAAUCUCUCAGUCAGCCAUGAUAUGGUGCCCCUGGAGCAGACAGGGUCAAGGGCCUUGCUCAAGGGCCCAACAGUGGCAUCUUGGCAGUGCUGGGGCUUGAACCCCCAACCUUCUGAUCAGUAACCCAGAGCCUUAACCACUAAGCCACUACUGCCCCAGCUUUAGCAAUUGCGACUAUUUCUUAUUAUUGUGACUAUUUCUCGUAAUUGCAACUUUAGAUCUCACAAUUGUGACUCUUGUAAUUGUGACUUUAUAUGUAGAAACUGUGACUUAAUUUCUUUUAAUUUACUUUAUUUCUUAUAAUUACGACUUUAUUUCUCGUACGCAGUUGUGAUUAUUUCUAAUAAUCACAACUUUAGAUCUCACAAUUGCUGCAUUAUAUCUCGCAAUUGUCACUUUAUAUGUUGUAAUUCGACUUUAUCUCUAGCAAUUGCGACUUUAUUUCCUGUAAUUGCAUGAAUUACGAGAAAUAAAGUUGCAAUUGCUAAAGAUAAUGUCACAGUUACAAGAAAUGGCAUCGCAUUUGCGAGAUUUCAAGUCAGAAUUACCUUUUUUAUUUUUCUUCCGUAGUGAGAUCAAGGCAAUGGCCUGAAAAAGAAGACUACAUUUAUUACACUAAUGUCUGCUAUAGCAUUAAAUACAAUUGCAAUGUGUCAUGAGUUACAAACUGAUACAUUUGAGAACAAUGCAUGAAAUAGAGCUUGCGUAAAAUGUAAAUAGUUUUUAAAAACGCAUCUCGAGACCCUAACGUUCCUAAAUUCAGUUCAGUUGCUUUCCGUCUUUCCAGUUUUUGAACACAACAAUAUGUCCUGUGUGAUCGCCCGCUAGAGAGACUAUUGAGUUAAAGCAGCCAAAGGAAGGCAUUUUGGUUUGAAGUACAUUUGAUGAUGCAUGACAUUGUGAUGCAUGAUUUUCAGUAGUAGAUAGGUAGAUAGAUAUGUUAGUAGGAAGAUAGAUAGAUAGAUAGACAGACAGACAGACAGACAGACAACAAUUUUUCUUAUUUCUACCAAAGUGCCGGAAUACAAAUCCACACAUUGCUCACCCCCUUACUCAAUUUCCUCCAGGUAAUCUAUGCACGAAUAAUGCAAUGUGUUUUAAAGAUUCUAUUAACUAUAAAAAUAUACAUACACAUGCAGUUCAACAAAUUCAUGUUCAACUGAAAAGCAAUACUACUUCAAUAAUACAUAUAAUCAAGUUAAAUGCCUAAUUUGUAUUGUCUGUAUAUUUCCAACAAGGAUCCUAUUUUCAACCCCACUUCAGAAAGGUUUUUGGGUGCUUAUUAAAAAAACAAAAAAAAAACAUUAAAAGUUAAAAUCCAAAUAUUAUCCCCUAUAUACAUAUAUUAAAUUCAAACAAGAACUUAACAUUUUAGUGCAAAAAAUAUAAGACAUUUCCGCAACACACCACCCUCAACACACACAAGGACCGAUCAGUUCCAGUGCAAAACACAUCCUCGCCAUUUACUAGACUUUUCAACAAUCUGACAGGCCAUCUCAAUUUCUUUGCCGUUUCUUUUUUUUUUUUUUCUUUUGCAAGCCUGAGCGAAACCGCAUAAGAUGCCUUUAGUGAUUGUAAAAUAGUCACUGAACGAAUUAUGCCAAAAAGAAGAAAUCGAAACUAAUCUUUUGCAGUGCUGUAGAUUUGGGGGGAAUGCUGUGAAGAUGGUGAUUUGUCCCCUCCAAUCAUGCAUCUGUCCUUGUUUAUAUAUUUUUUAUCAACGCUGAAAAUUUAGUAUGAGAUACCUUGUUAUUGCAUGACUGUGAGUCUGUCAUAAUCAGAGGUUCCCCUCUCAAUUGUACGACUUGGUAUUGCCAAACUAGUGUCGCAAAAUCCCCCUCUAGCAUAGACGGCAGUGUCACCUGGUACCUGUUAUUGUUUUCAGCGCUGGCCAGGAUGGGCCAAUCACAGUUGAUUAUUAUUACUGAAUGAGGAUUUUUAAAAAUGCUUUCUUAGAUAAUGCUGAAACGGAUUUCCAUUCACAGGUAUGAACGCUUGCAAUUAUCAGUUUUUAUUAAAAAUAACAAUCCAGUUACGAUAUUAAAUGUUCUGAGAUUUAAAUGCGGAUGCACGUAGGAUUUGGUUUUCAGAGCGUCAAGCGCCCCCUGCAGGAUGGAUGGAUGGAUAGAUAGAUAGAUAGAUACUCUCUUCAUUGUAAUUCCAUGUAUUUUAAAGAAACAGAUGGUUUUAUGUCAAUCAUUUGCAUUUGUUUGAACAAGAACUCACUAAUUACUUAUGUGCAUAAUUAUACUAAUUCCUUUGUCAUAACACCGCAUAACCAUUAAGAAAACAUUACAGAGCCAGUUCCUGCAAAAUCAGUGGGUUUGUGACCCACUGUGGUGAAUUUCAAUAAGCAUUUCAUUCCGAGUCAUGCUGAAUGUCAACAAUGCAUGCUGUUUUUCUAGCAAAGUGAAGUCUGCACUGUCAGUCAUGAUGGUAAAUACAGAUAAUUACCCAGUGACAGUUUGUUUUUGAGCAAGUUUGUAAAUCAGUUGUGCCCAUCUCCCUUUCGCUGUACUGCAAAAAAGUCUUGUUUUCAAGUUAAAAUAUCUAAACAUCCUUAAAACAAGAUGAAUUUACUUGAGAAGCAAAAUUGCAUAAGAUAUUAAGACUUGUUGACAGAGAUUAUAUCUUGAAUAAAGUUUAUUUUUCUUACCCCAUUGGCAAAUUGUUUUUUAUUUCUUGUUUUUAAGCAUAAAUCCAACAAACUGUAGUGAUGUUUAUGCUUAAAAACAACUUAAUUCAAGAUAUAUUCUUUUUGUUGUAUACAGUUUUUCUCUUAGUAAAUGUAUCUUGUUUUAUGGAUGUUUAGAUAUUUUUACCUGAAAACAAAUAAUAAAAAAAAGUGAUUAAUAACGUGCUUUUUUGCAUGUUUUGUCCUUCCCUUUUAUUCCCUGUCUCUUCUCCUUUCCUCCACCCCCUGAUCCAAGCAUCUCAUCAGGGUUAUGUACCCCAGACCUCCACUUCAGUAUCUCUGUAUAAUAGCUGUUUAUGUGUGUGUGAGUGUGUGUAUGUCUGUGUACAUUCUCUGGCCUUCUUACGGCAGGUAUGAAGGUUUGUGAUUCUGUUUCAGACAAAUGGAUUUUAUCCCCCAUAACUGUCGACUAUCCAAGAAAUCAAUGACGCAACUGAACAACAGUGGAAAGAACAGAACGUUGUCUUCCACAACGACACAUUCUGUGCUGUGAUGUAAUGUUUCUUUGAAGUAAUUUGUUUUACAGUUUUUCUGUCAUUUCUUUUUAGGUGUGUGUAAAUUUUUUAAUCCAUAAGGAGGAGAAAAAGUAAAGAACUUAAACUGAAGGAGAAAAUAAAAAUGAAUUUUGUUUUUAACAUAA